Molecule: messenger RNA, 2247 nt
Organism: Nicrophorus vespilloides
Lineage: Eukaryota; Metazoa; Arthropoda; Insecta; Coleoptera; Silphidae
Product: ATP-binding cassette sub-family G member 1-like
Exons: 8
Coding region: 213-2168 (651 amino acids)
Cellular component (GO): plasma membrane
Molecular function (GO): ATP hydrolysis activity; ABC-type transporter activity; ATP binding
Source: RefSeq, a predicted model, not a curated record
CAGUCACCGAGCUGCGAGGCAACUGGGAAAAAGUGCGCGAGCCAAUUGACAUUUUUUUUAUAAUUAAAUUAAAUGAUAUAAAAUCCAAUUGCACGAGUUGAGAGAACAACGCUGAACAGGAAACGAGAGAAUCGUGCAUCGAAGUUGUGCGAGCAAUUGCUGUGAAAGGAUUUGGAGGAAGUCAAGAGCAUCUAAAUAAAGCAGUAAUCGCAAUGGACGAGUCGCCGUGUCUGGAAAAGGGCUUCGUUCAGAAGCCGAAGGAGUUUAAAAGUUUGAUGAACCUAGCGGAACGAAUGCCCGUUGAUAUCGAGUUCCACGACUUGUGCUAUACAAUACCGCAGGGCAGAAAAGAUGAAAAGAGAAUUUUGAAAUGUAUCAGUGGCAGUUUCAAGGCCGGACAACUGCACGCCAUAAUGGGUCCAUCUGGUGCUGGAAAAAGCACACUUCUAAAUAUUCUGGCAACGUACAGAUUAUCCGGUUCCACGGGAAACGUUCUGGUGAACGGAGAGCCGCGCAAUGUACGCAACUUCCGGAAGAUAUCUCGAUACAUAAUGCAGCAGGAUGCGCUGCAACCGCUGCUCACCGUCCAAGAAAUCAUGACCAUCGCUGCAGAUCUCAAACUCGCCAAAGACAUAACAUCCGAAGAAAAACAAUUAGCAAUCGACGAUAUCUUGGACACAUUGAGACUCACAAAAACCAAAAAUACCAUCACAAAUUUACUCUCAGGCGGUGAACAGAAACGUUUAUCAAUAGCUUUGGAGCUUCUAAACAAUCCGCCAGUUAUUUUCUUAGAUGAGCCAACUACAGGAUUGGACGACCUUUCCAGUAGUCAAUGUAUACAGUUGUUGAAGUCUUUAGCGGAAGGUGGACGGACGAUAAUUUGUUCAAUCCACACGCCCAGUGCAAAGAUAUUUUCAACCUUCGAUAAUGUGUACAUCUUAGCAGAUGGACAUUGUGUUUAUCAAGGUUAUGGACCUGAAGUUGUGGGUUAUUUGGAUAACGUAGGAUUGCCUUGCCCGAAGCACUACAACCCCGCAGAUUUCAUUAUUGAAGUAUGCAGCGGGGAUUAUGGUGACUACCAAGACAUUUUGGUGUCGCAAGUGGAGAAUGGUCAAUGCAAUAGUUAUUACAAGAGGAAUAUACUGGAUGAACAGAUCAAAUCCAAAGAAAGAUAUGUCAGUGAAGAAACUAUACAAUCGGAGAAUGCCUCAUCAUUGGCACAGUUUAAAAUUAUUUUAUUUAGGAUGUGGUUACAGAUGUAUAGGGAUAAGACAUAUUUAUUGCUACGAUUCGUGGUAACUUUAGCCAUAGGAUUACUGAUAGGUAAUAUAUUCUUGGGGAUGGGACAAGAUGGGUCCAAAACGAUUUUCAAUUUUGGGUUUUACUACACAUGCAUCAUAAAAUUUCUAUACAUUCCCAUGAUGCCAGUUCUUCUCUCAUGUAAGUACUUAAUUUGUCAAUAUGAUUUAAAUAUGAUUGAAAUGUUUCCUUCAGUUCCAGUUGAAAUUAAGUUAUUGAAGCGAGAAUUUUUCAAUAAGUGGUAUCGCUUGGUCCCAUACUUCUUCGCUUUGACACUAUCCACAAUUCCCAUUACGCUGAUCCUCGGUGUGAUCUACGUAAGUCUAGUCUAUUUCCUCACCGAUCAACCCUUUGAAUGGUACAGGAUAAUUCAGUUUUACGCCGUCUGCAUGAUGACGGCUUUAAUCUCCGAAAGUAUGGGCUUGCUGAUUUCCUCCACAUUCAACAUUUUGAACGGAAUGUUUCUUGGACCGGUAUUGGCAGUUCCUUUGAUGCUCCUCGCCGUAUACGGAAUGGGUUAUGAAGACGAAACGCCGAUACCGAUCAUCUUGAAAAUUGCUAUGCACUUCAGCUUUUUACGAUACUCCUUGCACGGAAUAACCACAACGAUGAUGAAGAACAGGGCGAUUUUACCGUGUCCGGAGGACGAAAUUAUCUGCAAAUUUCGUGAUUUGGACGAAUUCGCCAAAUUCAUGGGACUGUCUCACGGGAUUUACUGGCUGGAUUUAUUCGCUCUCAUCUUGAUAUUUGUGAUAUUCCGUUGCAGUUGCUUCUACCUGCUUAAACAACGCUUGAGACCAAACAAAGCCUUCAGGACAAUUCACUUCCUCUUGAAAUCUCUCAAACUACAAUUUAAUUUACCCAUUUGAUUCUUGCGAAUAUUGUUAGACUAUUUAAACGAAUUUGUGAUUGUAAUACUAUUUUUUUUUGAUAUAAUUGUUUAAAUAA